AAUCCAUACCCUAAUACUCGAUUCUGGGACGCCGACGUGAUCGGCGCCGAGGACCUAGAGAACUAUCGCGUUGGAGGCUAUUUCCCAAUUGCCCUCCAGUCAACGCUAUGCAUCGGCCGCUACAAAGUUCUCCACAAGCUCAGCGGCGGCUCAUCCACACGCGUGACCUCCAAGAUGGGGUAUUGUUGCUAUCAAAGUCCUCGGGGUAGACCGGCGAGAGACCGUGAACAACGAGCUCUUCAUGGUCGAGCGACUGGGAUCCUUUCCAACCGAUACGGGCGCACUGCUGCAUUCACAUCUCCCGUUAUCCACCUUUCUGGAAACGAGCCCGAAUGGGGAGCAUACUUGUCUCGUCCAGCCCCCGAUGGGUCCCAGGCUCAAACCAAAUGUUACGUCGUCGUGGAUGGAGGGAAGGGUCAUUUCGAGUGAGAGCCCAACGAGUACCCGUUCUGGCCCGGCAAGCGGCUCAGGUUCUCCGCCUGCUUCACUGGAUGAGAAUCGCGCUUCAUGACAUCACGCUCUCCAAGUGGGCAUUCCCUCUCCCCGAAUCCGUGCGAACAUGGACCGAUGAGGAGGUGUACCGUGUCCUUGGAUCCCCGGACGUGGCGCCAGUGAGCACGGUGGAUGGAUCCGAACCGGGCCCACAUGCACCAGCCGAGGUGGUAGCACCCGCAGACAUGUCAGGUCUCGCAAAGGCAUUGAAAGAGUCAAUCGUGUGCAUUGAUGUCGGAGAUGCAGUGCAGCUUGACGAAGGCCCUCUUCAGAGGCAUCCCACCCCUGGCCUUGACAUAUGGUCUUUCGCUUUCUUGAUCUUCAAUAUUCUCAGUGGCUACCCCCUUAUCGAACCUUUCUGGGCCAAUGAGCAAGGUGUUCUGCGGCAGAUGGAGAUACUCCUCGCCAAGCCUCCCGGUUCCUUUCGAUCACGAUUGAUCGACCACGAUGCAAUCUUGUCGGCGGAAGCAGCCAGGAAUACUCAAAAUUGGGCUAAGCUGGAGAGACAUCUGCGGGGUGUUGGCACUCGAGACGAGUCUAGGGCUUCUAUGUAUGUGGAUGCGGGUAGAUUACCGAUAUUGGCCCGCUUGGAUACUCGACUUACCGAGGAAGACGUGCAGACUUGGAAAACGCUGCUGUCAAAGAUGCUGGCCUAUAUGCCAGAUGAACGGCCCGAUAUCGACAUGGUCUGUGCGUGGCUUGAGAAGCCUGGCGAAAUAACCAUGUCUGAUUAA
Dacryopinax primogenitus is the source of this 1226-nucleotide messenger RNA. RefSeq lists its product as uncharacterized. Bases 492 to 1226 code for a protein of 244 amino acids. The transcript has 4 exons. The record is from RefSeq and is a predicted model, not a curated record. Lineage: Eukaryota; Fungi; Basidiomycota; Dacrymycetes; Dacrymycetales; Dacrymycetaceae.